AUGGCUGUCCUCGCCGGACUACUUGAAAGCCCUUACCUGGCCCAGAGCAUUUGUGCAGCUCUUUUAGGUGUCUUUAUUUUCGGUUUUUGGCGGGAUUUCAUCGAUGAACUUCCCUAUAGUAGGGUGCCUUUGGUUGGUAAGAAAUGGUGGAGCCUGUCCAACAAGAAAGCCAAGGCGCGUUUCACGAACGCAGCGCGGGCAUUGCUCGCAGAGGGGUUCGCUAAGGGUAUAAGUGUCUUCCAGGUUGUAGGGGGCACUCAGCCCCUCAUCGUACUGGACCCGAAGUAUAUUGAUGAGAUCAAGAGCCACCCGCACUUAGAUUUUCAACGAGCGACCACGAAGAACUUCUUCGAUGAUCGCAUCGCGGGCUUCGAAGCUUUCCAUCCCAAAGGAUCCAAAGCGGGCCAGAUUACGGUGGAUCUCGUGCGGGUGAAGCUGACCCAAGCCCUCGGAUCAUUGACAAUCCCACUCUCCAAAGAGACGGCAGCGACGGUGGAGGACAUCUUUCCGACUUCAAAUGAAUGGAAAACGUAUAACUUCUCCCAUGAGAUUCCAUACAUCCUCGCUCGGCUCUCCUCCCUCGCCUUCCUGGGUGAGCAUAUCUGCCGUGACAAAGACUGGGUCAACGUCUCCGUCCACUACACGCUCGAUGCCUUCGCUGCGGCCCGUGAGCUACGCAUGUGGCCGUCCACCCUUCGUCCAUUUGUGCACUGGUUCAUGCCAUCGGUCCGAAAACUCCGCCAGCAUAUGGUCGUGGCGCGUUCCAUUAUAAACCGCGAGAUUGAGAAACGGGCCCUGAUCCGCGAGGGAAAGCUGGCCCCAGAAGACCCUCCGCGCUCACAUGCCGACGCCCUUGACUGGCUUCAAGAAAUGUCGGCAGAGGGAAACACCCUGUGCGAUAUCUCCCGGUCACAAGUUGGCCUGGCGCUGGCGGCCAUCCAUACCACGUCUAACCUGAUGACCAACGUAAUAUACGACUUAGCAGCCUACCCCGAAUACAUUCAGCCUUUGCGCGACGAGAUCCGCACUGUCAUUGCCGAAGACGGCGUUCUGAAGAAGACCAGUUUAUUGAAGCUCAAGUUAAUGGAUAGUGUGAUGAAAGAGUCACAACGGAUCAACCCCGUGAGCAUUACUUCCCUGAACCGCUUCGCUGUCAAAGCCAUUCCUCUCUCUGAUGGAACGGUGAUUCCCCAGGGGGCCAUUAUUGCCGUCUCCGCACACGUCAACGAGGAUAACAGCAUCUACCCAAACGCAGCCACGUACGACGGCUUUCGCUUCUACAAGAAGCGGCAAGAGCCUGGGCACGAGCACCGUCAUCAGCUGGUGACAACGACGAGCGAGAGUUAUAACUUUGGCCAUGGCAUCCACGCCUGUCCGGGUCGCUUUUUUGCAGUCCACGAGGCAAAGAUCCUUCUUAUUCAUCUGCUGCUGAAAUACGACUGGAUGUUCAAGGAGGAUCACGGACGGCCGAACAGCAUUGAGCAUGGCACUGAAGUGAUUACGAAUCCGAUGAUUGAGAUAAUGUUCCGGUAUCGCGAGCCGGAGAUCGAUCUUGCUGCUCUUGGUGAAGUCAAUCUGGGGCAAUGA
Penicillium macrosclerotiorum is the source of this 1587-nucleotide messenger RNA. RefSeq names its product cytochrome P450. NCBI's taxonomy places the organism in Eukaryota, Fungi, Ascomycota, Eurotiomycetes, Eurotiales, Aspergillaceae. The coding region runs from base 1 to 1587 and encodes 528 amino acids. The record is from RefSeq and is a predicted model, not a curated record. Gene Ontology annotation, molecular function: oxidoreductase activity, acting on paired donors, with incorporation or reduction of molecular oxygen; heme binding; monooxygenase activity. The transcript is spliced from 6 exons.